AUCUCCUCUAAUAUCACAACAAUAAACUCUUUGUUGCUCAUUAUAAAUGCGUAUAAAACGCCAUUUUUGGAGGGCCACUCUGCAGUGGUCUCCAGACAAAGCUAAGCCAGUGUAAAAGACAGCAGAGGAGAAGCUUGAAUAGUCGUCACAUUAGUGGAUCUGCUCGGUCACAACACGCACGGUGGUUUUUUACCGCAGUGCAUCUGCAGCAGCAGCAGCAGCAGCAGCAGCAUCCUCUGAUCCGAGAGACAGAGGUGCAGGACGCAUCUAUUUUAUUAAUAUUUUUUCUGGGAAGCUGUUUUUUGUUUUUUUUUCAUCCACCCUGGUGCUUUUACGCACAGGAUACGCAUCUCUUUCCAUCAGAUAAAUGAGAUUACAAGUCUUUCCACAUUCAGCUGUCAUCGCAGAAAAGGACUAUUAUUAUUUUUUUCUUCCUAGGAGACGACUCGAGGACAGGAGGCCUCUAUUUACAGGACAGUAGGCUCUGAUUUCACUCAUCCGAUUAUUUAGACCAUCAGUAUUUAAUACUGGUAGCCUGGUGUAGCCUCUAAAAGGUAGCCUAUUUCUUAUCACAGAGCAUGCAAAUGAAUUAUAUAUGCACUGGCAUAUUAAGUGCAUUGCAGACGUUCAGUCAGUAGCUUGCAUGUUGCACAACCACAUUGCAGUUCAUCAUUGUGUUGAUCAGAGCAGAGCAUGUGGCCCCAGAGAAGGUCUAUUAUGAUUGGUAUCUACAUCUCACAUUAAGACCUCGGGGGAAAAAAAGAUAAUCAAAUCUCAGGGUGUUUUUAUCUGUCUGGGGAGACACUGUGAGUCACCAGAUAUCUGGAUUGUUUCCCAUGCUACAUGGUAAUUGAAUGCAGGGAAGAAAAAAAAAAAACACCACUUGAAUGCAUCAGUUUGAUGGAGAUUAAGUAGGAGGCAAUACAUUCUGCAGCCAAGGCUAGUUAGAGCAUCAUAAACAAAGAAAAGGCCUAGAUACAUUUUUGCACUGUACAAUGCAUGUUUAGCUGCAACAUAUAUGUGAUAUUAGCCUGCAUUUUACUGACGCAAUCUACAAUCUUUGCAAGUAUUAGUCCAAUUAUUACACACCUGGAUAUAGGUCAGGUUAUGAGUGUUAUGACGGUCAUUUAGAGUUUCAACAAACAGUCUUUUGGAGCUCCACACGAGGAGCAUUGCUGUCAAAGUGUUUGGAGGCUCCACCCUAACAGCAUCCGGUGAAAUGGCAUUGGCAAAGUUCGUGUUCGUUCUUCUUUUCUGCAGCACAUUUGUUUUAUGUUCUGUUUUAGCGAACCUAAACCGUGGUCAUGGGGCCUGUGCAGAGGUGGACUCUGACACAGAGGCCGUGGCGGGCAAGGGCUUCAAACUGGGCUGCAUCUCCUGCAAAAAGAGGAGCGAGGUGAACGGCGCCGCCACCGUGGAGUGGUACUUCAGGGGGAAAGGAGAGGCCGACUUUAAUCAUAUCUACACUUACAACGAGGGAAGCGCCACCAUCGAACACGACGACUUUAUCGAUCGCGUGGAUUGGAACGGGAGUAAGAGGAGCCACGACAUCCAAGAUGCGUCCAUAUACCUGCUCAACGUCACCUUCAACGACUCGGGCACCUACCAAUGCUUCCUCAACCGCAUCCUCUUCUACACUAGCUACGAGUACACCACCCUCAUCACCAAGGUGGUCCACCUCACCGUGGUGGCUAAAGCGACCAGAGGAACGGCUUCCAUCGUGUCCGAGGUCAUGAUGUACGUGGCCAUCAUUGGCCUGCAGGUCUGGCUCCUCAUAGAGAUGAUAUACUGCUACAGGAAAAUAUCAGCGGCCGGGGAAGAAGCGUUACGAGAAGCAGCAAAUGCUGAGUAUUUAGCGAUAGCUUCGGAAAGUAAAGAUAACUGUGCAGGAGUGCAGGUCGGAGAAUAGCACAGGCUUCCUCCGUGGACUGAAACCAUCCUUCCACCCUCUGACCUGCAUGUAGACAACUUGGAGGAAAAACUCCUCAUCAUCUCAAGCCUCUAUUUUACCCUUCCCUCGACAAAGAUCACACAUGGAUAUAUGACACACAAAGAGAGCAUGGAACCAGCACUGUAUAUAGUAUUCUGCGCCGCUAAAAGCAUGUCGUGCACCUAUUUGAUUAACCAUUAUGCAUUAAUGAGCCAUAUUGUCAAAAGCAUAUACUGUACAUUCAGUAUUCCUUUAAGUAUAGGUACUCACCCAUUUAUAUGCCAUGUAAGCUGUACUAUGGGCGUCUGUUGGACUCCGUGAGGCUGAUUGUAACAGAAAGCUUUUUACUAAAUCAUCACAACCCCUUAAUGUAUAAUAAUGCGAUACACAACAUGUAUGGUGAUUUAUAAGAAUAGAAUGUGAUGGACUAUGAUAGACUGUCUUUCCAGUUGCUAGUUAUACAUUCAAUGAAAUCUUAACAUGUACUAAUAAAACCUGUAAAAGUAA
Messenger RNA from Sebastes umbrosus (honeycomb rockfish), 2437 nucleotides. RefSeq names its product sodium channel, voltage-gated, type I, beta b (gene scn1bb). Gene Ontology annotation, molecular function: sodium channel regulator activity. Lineage: Eukaryota; Metazoa; Chordata; Actinopteri; Perciformes; Sebastidae. The transcript has 6 exons. The coding region runs from base 1220 to 1909 and encodes 229 amino acids. The record is from RefSeq and is a predicted model, not a curated record. Gene Ontology annotation, biological process: regulation of heart rate by cardiac conduction; cardiac muscle cell action potential involved in contraction; sodium ion transport. Gene Ontology annotation, cellular component: voltage-gated sodium channel complex.